This is a messenger RNA of Caenorhabditis sp. 36 PRJEB53466, 983 nucleotides long. The record is from the annotation of a GenBank genome assembly. Lineage: Eukaryota; Metazoa; Nematoda; Chromadorea; Rhabditida; Rhabditidae.
AUGUACAAUUUCAUUCUUAUUGCUUUGAUCUCGAGUACACGUGCGGCUCCUGUAUCCGGUCCCAAUUUCAACGACAUUCAUUACGCUCAUAACUUUACACUUACAUAUGUGAACGAUACUUUAGAAGGACUCGGAAUCAUUGAUACAUGUACAACCAAUUUCAAACUGUCGGUCGAUUAACUCAAUUGUUUUAGAUGCUGAUGUGGAUCAACAAAUGGCAAGCAACCUGAAAGAUGCUAUAAACCAUGCUCUUCCGGAAUAUCUAGGCUCGCAGUCAUCCGUUUCCACUCCAGUACAAUCUACUACGGUUGCAAGCUCUGCAGCUUCGGGAAGCUCAACUUCUGUGGUAAGUGUCUCGUCAUAAAUAGAUUUCCGGGUUCUCAUAUACCGUAAAUACUGUAUUAGAAGAGGUAAGGGUCUCGUCAUUUAAAAGUGUCGUGCACUAUGUUCCGAAUGUCCCAAAUUCUGAGAAAACGAAUUUUUCUGAAUUAUACGAAAAAAGCUCAGGAGACCACAAGAAGUACACGCAGUUAUCGAUUCUCCGCACAGCACUCGAAUAAUUCUGUCGGUGACCGGGGGACUAGCUAGAAAGCUCCACCCGGUAUGUCGUGUACUCCUCGUGGUCUCCUUGGUUUUUUUGUUAAAAAUUUAGCAAGAAUUCGAGUAUUUUCUAAAAAGAAUUUGGGAUUUUGGGAUCGUGAAAAGAACUUCACUUUAAAAAUAUGUUACUUUUUUGGUGCACGACACCUUUAAGACUAAUAGUCAUUCCACAUCUAAACGUUAUUCAGCCGAGCAGAAUCAAGAGAGAAGCAUCAACUGCAAACUCAAGAAUGAAUGAAUCGUCUUCAUCUAUGCCUAGCUCUGAAACAACAACACAGCCGUACGGAACAGAUGAAGAAUUCUACGGGAGAACCGACUUGAUUCACUUUCAUGUGGAUAUUUUGGAUCAAGAAGGAAGUGGUACAGGAGAAAACAAUAGCUAA